Messenger RNA from Knipowitschia caucasica, 264 nucleotides. NCBI's taxonomy places the organism in Eukaryota, Metazoa, Chordata, Actinopteri, Gobiiformes, Gobiidae. The record is from the annotation of a GenBank genome assembly.
AUGUAUCCACGCGGAAACCACUGGGCUGUGGGUCAUCUGAUGGGAAAGAAGAGCGUCAAAGGUGCGGCCUCUCUGCAGCGCGCUGACUACGAACAUGACGUCAUCAGAGCCUCGCGCACAGAGGAGGCCGCGCCGCGUCUGCAGCGGAGGACGCACACCCUGCAGCCUCUGCGCAGCCGCUGGAGGCGAGAGAACCUGUAUCUACGAGAGAUAAUCGACUUGCUGCUUAUGGCUUUAAAACUCCAGGAGAAUGGAUCGAUCUGA